ACGGUGGUGGUGACACCAGACAUCCAGCCAGCUGUAGGCGGGACUUCCUCCCCUCAACCAGACAUCUCAUUCUGCCCAAGAGACUCCUCUUCAACUCCAAACUCCACCCACAAAAUCAGCCCCGUCAGUGAGGACCCCCACACGUCUGCACGACCAGCACCGAGCAGCAGGGAAGAGGAGUCCGUCGCUGUGACGACAAAAGCUGACAAUGAGGAAGAGGAUUCAGGGAAGCGGUCUCCGAUAGCUGCGUGGGGGGUGACCAACAGCCACCCCCCCCGCAGCUACUCCCGCUCCCUGAGCCACAUCAGUGAGAGCAGCGCCGACGGCAUCGUGCUGACGGACAGGGUGGUCCAGUCCGGAGGGGGGGUGUCUCCCACCUCCGGGAUCUCCAUCACUGACAUAGAGAUGGAGGUGCAGAGCAGAACCCCCCCCACAGAUGAGAACACAACGGCUGACAAUGCCACAGACCAACAGGACACACACUCCUCUGAACCAGUGGACUCAGAAACACGCACACAGCCAGACAUACGCCCAGAGAGCGGGGACGUGACGUACGUGGCGCGGUGGGUGUCGGUGGAGGAGGAGACCCUGGGGGCAGAGUCUCCAUCCGGGGGGAGCGGGGGUCCGGUGGACAGCGGGCUGGAGGACGCCCUGACAGCCGUGGUCUCCUCCCUGGAUGAUUACAGAGGACAGUUUCCCGAGCUGCAGCUGCUGGAGCAGGAGCUGAAGCUGCUGCAGGUCACACUCAAGGUGGGGCGGAGCUUAGAGAUGCUUCCACAGGGGGAGGGUAGCUAAAAACUUCACUUUAAUUGCAAAAACAAAUGCUCCUGACUCUGAAGAGACCAUUAUAAUAUUUAUCAUAAAAGUAAGAUCAAUUAAGGCUCAAAGAAACAUUCAAAAUGAGUAGGUUGGUUAGAAAAGUUUUAACUAUAGCCUGAUUAAUAUAAUCAACAGGUUUUCGCUUAUCUCAGAUAUUACGCUGAUGCUUUUAUUCAAAGUGGCU
Notothenia coriiceps (black rockcod) is the source of this 1003-nucleotide messenger RNA. RefSeq names its product protein FAM65A-like. The transcript has 2 exons. The annotation marks the transcript as partial. NCBI's taxonomy places the organism in Eukaryota, Metazoa, Chordata, Actinopteri, Perciformes, Nototheniidae. The record is from RefSeq and is a predicted model, not a curated record.